AUGCCCUCCCAAGCCGACGACAAACGCCAGGCCGCCCGCGAAGUUAUUGACAUUCUUCACGAGAUUUCCACCCUUCUUAACACUAAUUUAGACCGCACGGAGCUGUCGCUUUGUGUGUCCUUGAUUGAGAAUGGGGUCAAUCCGGAUGCUCUCGCUGCGGUCAUUAAGGAUCUAAGAAAAGAAGCUGGUGCGUCGCGCGGGUUCGCGACUGAGCAGCAGCAGGGUUUGCCGGAGUGA
Messenger RNA from Aspergillus welwitschiae, 237 nucleotides. Its product is annotated as mitotic-spindle organizing protein 1. Gene Ontology annotation, biological process: mitotic spindle assembly; gamma-tubulin complex localization; microtubule nucleation by interphase microtubule organizing center. Lineage: Eukaryota; Fungi; Ascomycota; Eurotiomycetes; Eurotiales; Aspergillaceae. The transcript is spliced from 3 exons. The record is from RefSeq and is a predicted model, not a curated record. Gene Ontology annotation, cellular component: spindle; gamma-tubulin ring complex; centrosome. Bases 1 to 237 code for a protein of 78 amino acids.